AUGAAGUUCGCACGGUAUCUGGAGGAGAAUGCCGUGGACGAAUGGCGCAAAGCCUACAUUAACUAUCGUGGGCUAAAGAAGCUCAUCAAGCGCGUCGACGAGCACUAUGAGCUGCGUCAGGCACGCAACUCGCAGAUGCGCUUCCCAAAUAUGCCAGAGCAAGCACGCAACAGAGCCGCGCGGCUGAUUCGCCGCGGCACAAGCGUAUUCAAGGGCUCGAAUGGGGCGCCCGAAUACAAGGACCCUGAGCCGGGCGCCAUCGAGGACGAGCUGCCCGAAGUGAGUCUGAAGGAUACCGGCCUUUCGCUGCUGCACGGUGCCGCGGAUAUCGAGGCUCCGGAGGAGGAGGAGCCCCAGCCUGGACCCUCGUCCGCGUCCGUUCAUUCGGUGCUGCAUGCGGACGGCACCAAGACCAACAAGGUCCUCGACGGCGAAUCCCGCUUGUCUGAGGAACCCGAGGCGUAUGCCGGUCCUACGGUGAAGGACUUGGGCCGUCACCGCAUGCCGACAUCGUGGGUCGUGCCGGAAGAAGGCGAUAAUGAUAACAUUGACAUCCACAAGCUCAUUAAGAAGCUGUUUGACUCUGAGGAGCGCAAGUUCUUCUAUGCGCUCGACGACGAAGUGGCGCGUAUUGUGCACUUUUACGAGGAGCGUGAGCGCGAGGCUAUUGAGCGCCUCUCGACUCUGGUUACACAGCUCAGUGAGCUCGCCGAGCACCGUCGCGAGUUCAAAGCCAAGACAAACGAAGUGGUCAACCACGGCGGCCUUUCGCGCAUCUUUUCCGCGGUGCCAGUCAAGAUGGAUGCCGAGGGUCUGCAGCGUGCGCGCCUUAAUGCGCAGCACCUCGCCAAAUCGCCCUCGUCGCCCAACACGGCCGAUGCCGGCGACAAGCGGCGUGCACAGGCAAUCGAGCACAUGCAGGCGCUCAAUAUCGGCCCGCUGCACCCCCAGGCCCCUGGUGAGAACCAGCUGCGUAUUGAACAUGACCCAGUGCGGUACAAAGCCGCGCGCAAGAAGCUACGGGAGGCGGUGAUUGAAAACUACCGUGCUCUCGAGAUUCUAAACAACUACCGCAUCUUGAACCGGACGGGCUUUACCAAGAUCCUGAAAAAGUUUGACAAGACGCUAAACGUCGAGACGCUGCACCUCUACUACUCAAGCCGUGUGAUGCCCACGCCGCUCGUCACCUCCGAGACGGUGCCAAAGCUGCUGCGUGCGACCGAAGAAAUCUUUACGUCGUACUUUGAGCACGGCGACAGUAAGCGGGCGCGCGAUGUGUUGCGCGAGCCGUUCAGCCUGCCGCCAGGUAUGCGUGAGCACAAUCACCACCAGAGUGUGUUCCGCACGGGCGUAUACCUCGGUGUUGCGCUCUGUGCUACGAUUCAGGGCCUGCGCGACGCGCUGGACCCGCAGACGCAAGCGGUGCUGCCGCAGUGGAAGCAGCUUCUGCAGCUGUACGCGGCCGAAUUUAUUCCGACGCUCUUUGCGCUGCUCUUUGGUCUGAAUCUCGCGGCGUGGCAACAUGUGCGUAUCAACACCGUCUUUAUUUUCGAGUGGGAUGCCGGCAAUGCGCUCGAGCCGACGCAGUACUUUGAGAUGCCGGCGAUCUUCUUGCUGCUGCUCAGCAUCUUUUUCUGGGUGUCGUUCGCGAGCCCGGAUGCGACCGAUAUUGCGCCCACAACCUGGCCGUUGGUCUGGCUCGUGAUUGUCUUGCUUCUCUUGCUGAAUCCACUGCCCAUGUUGCACAGCUCGAGUCGCCGGUGGUUUGUCAAGAGUAUUUGCCGUGUCUUUGGCGCCGGCAUUUUUGCUUCGGUCGAGUUCCGUGAUUUCUUCCUCGGCGACGAGCUCAAUUCGCUCGCGUACUCGAUGAGCAACUUGUGGUUCCUUGGAUGCGAGUACCAUCACCAUUUCCAUCAGCCUGACGUGUGUCCCAUGUCGAUCUCAUGGUGGGUCCCGGUGCUCACAGCCAUCCCUGCCUUUUUGCGUUUCGUGCAGUGCUUCCGCCGUUACGCAGACAGUCGGGGUAUGGUCCGCAUCCAUCUGGUGAAUGCAGGCAAGUACGCCUCAUCGAUCCUAAAUGCCUUUUUCUACUUUAAUUACCGGCACCACAAUUCGCAGGGCACUAAGCACUUUGUGCUCUGGAUUGUCUUUGCGGCGAUCAGCUCCAUCUUCACCAGCUCGUGGGACCUAAUUAUGGACUGGAACUUGCUACAGCGUCACUCUAAAUACCCGCUGCUUCGCACAAGUCUUGCAUUUGAGGAGGUAUGGCCGAUCUACUACUUUGCGAUUGUCUCCAACGUCUUUUUGCGCUUCAUUUGGGUCAUUUAUCUGUUUGGCGGCCCUGCGUCUUUGCAGCUGCGCUCCUUCCUCGCAGCACUGCUCGAGAUGCUGCGCCGCUGGCAAUGGAACUUUAUUCGUCUCGAGAACGAACACAUUGUGCCUUUGCCCUACCCCACCUCGCGUUCGCAGAUGGUGGAGAACGACAUGGACGACGAUGCGCGGAGUUCGUUCAACUUGCGUGCAUUCAGCAUUCGUUCGAGCAACUCGGAGGAUAUGAUGCGCAUGAACGACGAGCGUGCCCAGGAGACCCUCGAGCGUACACGCGUGGGCCUCCAAGCUGCCCGCCGCCGGAAUACCCAGGAAGUGGAGCACGAGAUGGAUUCGUAA
This is a messenger RNA of Malassezia japonica, 2667 nucleotides long. RefSeq names its product Xenotropic and polytropic retrovirus receptor 1 (gene SYG1). The coding region runs from base 1 to 2667 and encodes 888 amino acids. The record is from RefSeq and is a predicted model, not a curated record. Gene Ontology annotation, molecular function: inositol hexakisphosphate binding. Gene Ontology annotation, biological process: phosphate ion transport; cellular response to phosphate starvation. Lineage: Eukaryota; Fungi; Basidiomycota; Malasseziomycetes; Malasseziales; Malasseziaceae. The transcript is spliced from 3 exons. Gene Ontology annotation, cellular component: cytoplasm; plasma membrane; Golgi apparatus.